This is a messenger RNA of Grosmannia clavigera kw1407, 192 nucleotides long. RefSeq lists its product as uncharacterized. The transcript is spliced from 2 exons. Lineage: Eukaryota; Fungi; Ascomycota; Sordariomycetes; Ophiostomatales; Ophiostomataceae. The record is from RefSeq and is a predicted model, not a curated record. Bases 1 to 192 code for a protein of 63 amino acids.
AUGGUAUUUGUCAAUAACGCAAAGAGGCAGACAAAGGGCCGCUCGCUCUCCUUCUUCCGGUGGUCCUUGAGCUUGGCCUGCAGACUGGUGGACGUGCUGAAGACAUUGCAGCUGGGCGCCGGUUCGUUUGAAGCCACGACGAUUGCGCUCGGGGCCAGCGGCUUCGGUGACAGCGACGACGACGACGGAUAA